AUGAUUAACUUUACAGCACCAUUGUCCCCUCAAGAGAAGAAGCGACGAACUCUGACGGAUGAUCUGGCCCGUGCAAGGCGAGAUUUGAACGGAGCAAGAGACCGUGCGAGUGGAGAUGUCAACUUUGCUCAGAUCUUCAAACGCAAGUCCAACCGGAAUAACUUGGGUCAGCCAUUCAAGGGCAUUGGUAAGCAAAAGAUUCUUGCAAUGAUUGGUGCUGGCAUCUCUACUGCGAGAGAAAUGAUUGCGUUUAAUGACUACACAGGACAUCCUGACGUGCUACCACAGUGGCGAGAUGUCUUUGUCGAAUACUUCGACAAGCUGCAAGAGAAUGUAAUGGUCUUGGAAGCCAAGGUAGAGUCCAUUCAGAGUGAGCUUGAAGUGUUCCAGAUUGCUGAGGCAAUGUUUCGCAUUGAGGAGGAGGUUGAUCUGGAAGACAAUUCAGACAUGAACGUCACUACGGAGGCCACAGAAGAGGAGAAGCCUCCGGUGUUUUCUGGCAUUUUAGAUCCAUGUGGUUGGAAUCUUCGGUGUGUUUCGAAAUCAACCAUUGAUCGUGUCAUGGCCACCAAUGCAGCUCAUCGAAAGGAAGUCCAAAUGGCCAAGAUGCAGAACAUUCCGGCUUCCGUGCUCAAGAUCGAUUGGAGCUACAAGCUUGCACCAAAGAUCAAGGUUUACACGGGACGUGGCCAAUCGUUCGCCCCAUUCAAGUCAUCCGUGAAUGUGCACAAUGAGAAUGCAAUGUGCAUGUUUUGGAAGUGCUACCCCACAGCAGAAUCGUACGGACCCAAGGGAAUGGGACCUGAUCUCAAGCGAAUGAAGGAGCGAUUGGACCAUUUGGGUUGCAAAGUCAAGCUUGUCUAUGUGGACAAUUGCUGCAGCGUUCGUAACAUGCUGACUGGUCCCGAAGGUAUCUUUCCUGAAGCACUGAUUAAGCUAGAUGGCUGGCACUGGAUGGAAAGGUGGAAGCCUGCCUUGAAUGACGCAAAGAGUACGGAAGCUAUGGUUUUCUGGCACUUGAUUCGGGCGAGCGCAGUACUUCACAGAAGAUGGCGAAAUCGAACGUGCUCUGAAAAAGCUUCAGAAGAAGUACCCGCUGGGUGA
Messenger RNA from Seminavis robusta, 1104 nucleotides. The record is from the annotation of a GenBank genome assembly. NCBI's taxonomy places the organism in Eukaryota, Bacillariophyta, Bacillariophyceae, Naviculales, Naviculaceae.